AUUUAUUUAUUCGAUUCCAAUGAAUAAUUACAAUAAUAUAUAUUUUGUAUUUUCGGCCGCUGUUAAUCUGUAGCUGUACGUGAAAUUCACACGUCAAUUCUGUUUUCCCUGACAAACUCCUUAAAAUCCCUAUCCAUAGACUGCCAUUUUUGCCCCAUCUUCUUCUUCUUCUUUGAAAGUUCCCAAAUCGAAAACUGGCCUCGCCAUGGCAAUGGCAAUGGCGGACGCGAAGCUUCAUCGCCUUCUUCUUGCUUUCUUCUGUCUAUUUCUUCUACUUCUUCCUGCCGUGAUGGCGGCAGAUUGCCCUUGCGCCGAAGACGAAGGAGAACCAGUAGGCCACCGCGAUAAAACCCUAGCUCUGAGAUACAAAUUAAUUGCCAUAGCUACGAUUCUCCUCGCCGGAAUCAUUGGAGUGUUCAUCCCUAUGCUCGGGAAGGCCUUUCCCGCUUUAAGUCCGGAGAAGGAGAUUUUCUUCGUGAUUAAAGCCUUCGCCGCCGGUGUUAUUCUGUCGACCGGAUUCAUCCAUGUUCUUCCCGAUGCUUACGAGAGACUGACCUCGUCGAAACUGAAAGAGAAUCCGUGGGGGAAGUUUCCGUUCACUGGCUUGGUGGCUAUGGUGGCGGCGAUCGGAACUCUGAUGGUGGACGCUGGUGCCAGUUCUUAUUACACUCGGCUCCAUCUGAGGAAGGCUCAGCCUGCAGUGACCGGCGACGAAGAGAUGCGCGAUGUGGCUCAGGACGGCCAUGUUCAUGUUCGCACUCACGGCACUCAUGGUCACGCUCAUGGCUCCGUCGAAGUCGCCGGAACAUCAACGGAGAUUCUCCGGCACCGGGUGAUCUCUCAGGUAUUGGAACUGGGAAUAGUGGUACAUUCUGUAAUUAUUGGGAUUGGUUUGGGCGUUUCUGAUAAUCCAAAAACGAUAAGACCUCUUGUGGCGGCCAUCACUUUUCAUCAGUUAUUUGAAGGAAUGGGCCUUGGAGGUUGCAUUGCUCAGGCGAAGUUCAAGAACAAGGCAGUAAUAAUAAUGGCGCUUUUCUUCUGCCUCACAACGCCCGUCGGGAUAGCAAUAGGCAUUGGAGUAACGAAUACUUACGACGAAGAAAGCCCGAAAGCGUUGAUAGUUGAGGGAAUUUUGAAUGCAGCCUCAGCUGGAAUCUUGAUCUAUAUGGCUCUAGUAGAUCUUUUGGCUGCAGAUUUUAUGAACCCUAGAAUGCAGAGCAAUGGAAAGCUUCAAAUUUUGGCUAAUCUUUCCCUUUUUCUUGGAGCAGCCUUCAUGUCUUUACUCGCCAUAUGGGCUUGAAAUUCAAGCCACACCCCUAAACAACCCUUUGUGUGUAUAUUUUUUUAUAUACUAUAGUUACUUUAAUUAAGUCAAUUUUAGUAUUAGUUUUAUUGUUAAAUAGCAAUCCAAUAAUAAUUACAUAGCACUUUUUUUUACUGGUUAUUCCUGUAACUCUGGAAUAUUUGACCAAUUUUGUAGGAGAAAGUGAAAAUAGACAUGAUUAUUCCUCUCAUGACCAAUUGGUUUUGAGAUGGACCAAUAUUAAUAAAUAAAAGUGUCAAAUUUCUUUCUUGAA
Molecule: messenger RNA, 1577 nt
Organism: Momordica charantia (bitter melon)
Lineage: Eukaryota; Viridiplantae; Streptophyta; Magnoliopsida; Cucurbitales; Cucurbitaceae
Product: zinc transporter 5
Biological process (GO): zinc ion transmembrane transport
Cellular component (GO): plasma membrane
Molecular function (GO): zinc ion transmembrane transporter activity
Source: RefSeq, a predicted model, not a curated record